This is a messenger RNA of Tetrapisispora phaffii CBS 4417, 1008 nucleotides long. RefSeq names its product replication factor C subunit 3 (gene RFC3). Gene Ontology annotation, molecular function: DNA clamp loader activity; ATP binding; ATP hydrolysis activity. Gene Ontology annotation, biological process: DNA-templated DNA replication; DNA repair. The transcript has a single exon. Bases 1 to 1008 code for a protein of 335 amino acids. Lineage: Eukaryota; Fungi; Ascomycota; Saccharomycetes; Saccharomycetales; Saccharomycetaceae. The record is from RefSeq and is a predicted model, not a curated record. Gene Ontology annotation, cellular component: DNA replication factor C complex; Elg1 RFC-like complex; nucleus.
AUGAACAGAGCAGAGAAGAAUCUCGAGAACCUGCCAUGGGUUGAGAAAUAUAGACCAUCUUCUUUGGACGAAGUGUACGGCCAACCAGACAUUGUGAAUACUGUUCGUAAGUUUGUUGCUGAAGGUAAAUUGCCCCAUCUUUUGUUCUACGGUCCUCCUGGUACAGGUAAGACCUCUACUAUCAUUGCGUUGGCCAAAGAAAUUUAUGGGAAGAAUUAUUCCAAUAUGGUGCUUGAGUUGAAUGCCAGUGACGACAGAGGUAUCGAUGUUGUUAGGAACCAGAUCAAGGAUUUUGCCUCCACCCGACAGAUCUUCAGUAAAGGUUUCAAAUUGAUCAUCCUGGAUGAGGCUGACGCAAUGACCAAUGCUGCUCAAAACGCCCUAAGAAGAAUCAUCGAAAAAUAUACUAAGAACACCAGGUUCUGUAUCUUGGCUAACUACGCAUAUAAGCUGACACCGGCCUUGUUGAGUAGAUGCACCAGGUUCCGGUUCCAGCCGAUCGCGAUUGAUGCCCUGGAGCGUCGUAUGAACAACGUCGUCUUACAAGAACACUUGAACAUUGGCCAGGAGGCCAAGGACGCUCUGUUGAAGGUGUCCAAGGGGGACAUGAGGAGAAUCAUGAACGUGCUGCAGGCGUCGAAGAGCUCUGUGGACACAGCGGACGGGGAGAUCACAAGAGAGAUCAUCUACGAAUGCUGUGGGAUCUGCAGACCGGAAGAUGUGCAGAAGAUACUGAAAAGCAUACUGGAGGACGACUUCGGCACGGCAUAUCUAACAUUGAAGCAGAUCUGCCAGGCCAAGGGCCUGGCAUCCAUCGAUAUCAUCGAGGAACUAGUAGCGUUGCUCGAGUGCUACGAAUUAAAGAACGAGAGAACAAGACAAGAGACACUCGUCUGUCUGAGUGAAAUCGAAUACUCCAUCUCCAAGGGCUGCAACAACAAGAUCGUCCAAAGCGCCAUCAUCGGCGCCAUCAAGACCGCCUUCGAGCAUGAAACAGCAUCCGCAUGA